GCACGCUGCUGUGCUCUUUCUCUCUCUUCUCUUUUUCCUCUCUCUCUCUCUCUCUCUCUCUCUAUUUUAUUUAUUAUUAUUUUUUUUUUUAUUCUUUCUUUUUUUUUUUUUUUUUUUUUCAACCCCCCCCCCAAAAAGUUUUUGUUUUUGUUUUUAGUGGAAUUCGGUGUGUGUUUGGUGGUGUGGCUGUGUGUGUGUGUGUGUGUGUGUGAGAUUGUGUUUAAAGUGCGUGUCGACAUUGGACAGUUACACGUGAUUUGACACCGCCCGAAUUUUCGGCCACUGUUUGUGGAUACAUACCUAUUUAAACGAAACAGAAAAUGAAGUAAAAAAACAAAUAAUAAAUCAAUCAAUCAAAGUGCUUUUACCAAGUGCCAUCCUCAAAGCAAAAAAAAAAAAAAAAAAAAAAAAAGUUCGGUGUCGUUCAAAGUUGGGUGGUGAAAAAAAAAAAGAAGAAGAAAUUAGGACGAAAAAAAAAAAAACAAAACAAAAAAAAGAGCUUCAUUUCCAUAUAGACCCCAGGUGAUGGGGGUCAGGUGAUAACGCUGACACGAAGUGGCACCCCAGCCUCGUUCAACUACCUGCCAUCACAUAUAUACGUAUAAGAAGAUCAAAGAAAGGAAAAAGAAAAAUCUAAACAAAUGUCUACCAGUUGCACGUCAGCGGCUUUGGCAGCCACGACGUCGGGGUCCAACAGUCUGGCACGCAACACCAGCGGCGCUACUUGCGCUGCCACUCUCUACGCCUCCAUAGAUCUUCAUUCAGACGAUGCUGAUGUGGGAAGCGGCGAGGAGGCCAACGUGGACAAAGAUAAAAUGACACCCGUCUUGCCCGUCUCGAUGCCGAUGAUGUCGGCCUCGACUCGACGCAACAAACGCAAGAACUUCCAGCCGCGCAACAUCAGACCCAGCGAUUCGCCAGACGGCGAUGAUGACCAAGACAAUAACGAAAUGGAAUUGACAACCAACCAAACGGAGGACGGAGCGGACGGCCAUCCGCCGACGCGGGCCGUCGUUGGCGAAGCCGACGUCACGUCGAUCUCUUCCCGCCGUUGCGAUCUUAAAAGCCAACACGAAGACCGAGGGGAGAAAGGGAUCCUUCUCAAAGAAACAUCGUCCGAUAGAGGAGGUGAUGUCACGUCGUCUCGUUCCACAGACAAACUCGGCCAUCGGUUAACGGACGGAUACAGUCAAGACUUGGCCGGGACGAACAGCAGCAGUCAGAGCAGUCAAUCGGCCAGUCACAGUGAUUUGCAUAGUUGUAGGGAGGGUAGUCGCGAUAGCAGCCGCAGCACGAGCCGGAGCAGUAGCCGGGGUAGUAGUAGCCGGUGCGCUAAGAGUGCGGCCGUAGAUCUGAGAUUGCGUCCGGCCUCCAACAACACGGAAGAGGACGAUCAAGAGGACGAUGCAAAUGGGCAGAUGUCCGGCCUUCAGAUGAAGACGUGGAUGCUCUUCUGGCAGCAGCAACAGUCGUGCGUCGAUGGCGCCAAACCGCCUUUCAUUGCGCCUUGCGAUUCGCACGAGCGUCUCGGAAGGGAGGACGCGAACUCGCAGGUCGAGCCAAACGCCAGUACGCGACGUGCGGAUGAGAAGGCGAACGCAACCCACGACUACGCGGAGGUAGCGAUGCGCGAAUUGCUCGGCAUCUACCGACUGCAGCGCCACGCCGACGCAGGGCAAAGUUCAAACGUUCGCGCCAGUUCGCCUAUUGGUCGAUCAGCCGCAGAAGGUCAAACGCGACCAGUUGACUCGGUUGGCAUCGGUUCAUUAAGAACAUCAUUGACAUCUUGUCAACAACAACCACCCACCCCACCGCACACGCCCAAAACGUCGACCACGACCAGUGGUCAGACGGCCCUGCCACUCGGCAGGACGAGUGACUUUAACGAGCCAUCUCUCAGGGCUUUACAAACACACAUCCAGUCUAUUCUGAGUCACGUGACAUCGUCCACAUCCAGGCAGCCGUCGCCGUCCAAACAGCUGACCAACUGCGAUGAUUCGCCUAGCGGUGCCGACGUGCGACCAAGGUCUACGAAUCAUCAGGAUGGGGUGACGUAUCCGUUGAAAGCGGCCAGUUUCGCCAACAUCGAUCUCCACGUGGACGUCGAUGAUGACGUCACAGGGCAGACCAAAGGCUUUUACGACCAGCACGAACUUCAGCAACUAGCGCCUACUAAUUUAGCAGAUGGACGACGCAACGCGGCCAGCGCAUCGAGCGGGAACGGGACGGGCAGCAGCGGAAGCGGCAAGAGCAGCGCCCCUAUCGACUACAGCCGCUACGUCAAGCGUUUCGGGAGCGCCGCUGAAUGCGGCAGUCCGUAUUGCAAAGAUCUCAACUACAGGGAGCAUUUCCACUGUUUGGAUUGCCAUCCGCGCGUUUUCGUCAAAAAGGAGGAAAUGAUCCGACACUUUAAAUGGCACAAGAAGCGCGACGAGUCGCUCCAGCACGGAUUCAUGAGAUAUUCGCCAGGUGAUGAUUGCAACGACCGAUACCGCGGAUGCCCUCACAAUCGCAAACAGACUCAUUACCACUGCGUCAAGGAUACGUGCGAUAAGGUGUACAUUAGCACGUCAGACGUACAGAUGCACGCCAAUUACCAUCGCAAGGACUCGGCCAUCAUCCAGGAAGGUUUCCAACGUUUCCGCGCCACCGAGGACUGCGCCACUGCCCAUUGCGCCUUUAAUGGCCAGCGCACAACUCAUUUCCACUGCCGGCGGCCGCCUUGCAACUACACCUUUAAGAACAAAGCCGAUAUGGAAAAACACAAGAGUUAUCACAUUAAGGACGAACAGCUGGCACGUGAUGGAUUCAAAAAAUUCAUGAAAAACGAGGCGUGUCAGUUCGACAAUUGCCGCUUCUCGCGCGUCUGCAAUCACAUCCACUGCAUCCGCGAAGGCUGUACGUACGUGCUGCACUCUAGCGGCCAACUUUAUUCGCACAAGCGCAAACACGAACGACGAGACGCCGAACUCGCUUACCAUGGCGCUGGCGGCGGCAACAUGGCGGCCAUUGCCAACACGGAUUCGACGGGAAGCAACAGCAACCCGUUGACGACCUUCCCAUCGACGAGCGCUUCUCCCGCUCUACCUGGACUACCUGCUGGACCUGCUGGAACAGACGAAGCCCAUCGAGGUCCGUUGGGUUUGUCCACAUCGGAUCUGUCCCGGUUGAUCAGCGACCCGUCCGUGGCCGCAUUCCUUUACGGCCGCAUGCCUUCGUUGCUCAACCAGUUGGAGAUGGCCCACUUACAACAUCGGCAGCGGGCCGAUCAAGAACAGCGAAUGCUGGCCGCUGCCGCAGAGGCGAAACUCCAUCAGCUGAGGAAUUCAAUGUCGAUAGGGGGCCGUCCUGACCGCAGUCCUUCACCUGUCAUGACCGAAGACGACGCUUUCCGAUUGUGCCUGGCCAAAGUCGAAACGGGCAAACCGUGCCAGCCGGAUUGCCAAAUCUACCCCAACGAACACUACCACUGCCGUUCCGAUGGAUGUUCCCUUUCCUUCAAGUCAACAGAAGCGGCCAAGGAACACUGGCGUAAUCACGAGCAACAGGAACAAAUAAGCGACAAUUAUUACAUCAGCGUCGAAGAGAAUGAGCAACCCAACCCGUGCCCGUCCAGCUGCCCUUACCAAACGAGCAAACGGCACUACCACUGCUGUUGGGAUGGCUGUGCGGAGAUCAUUCUGUCCACGGAGAACGCGUUCCGGCGGCUGGAUCAUUACAAGAUGCACGAGUACUCGAGGCGCGGUCACCAACCUGCGGUGGUGGCGCCACCUGUGGCAGCUUUGAGCGGCCUCGGUCAUCCGUCUGGUUCCAGCGGUAGCAAAGAGAUCACCUUCACGACGGGCAGCUCCACGUCGACCAGCUUCUCGUUGGAUAGCAUGUUCCGGCGGAAACGUGGCCGGCCUCCAAAGAACCGGGUUAUCGAAGUUUGGAACGAGCCCUCAUCGAUGAAUUCCGGAUCGGGUGCACCGGACACACCGCAAGCCGUGUUCACUAGUUUCAAGUUGCCGAAACCAUCGACCCCGCCGCUAGUGCCUUACUCGUCGGUCGGAAGUAGUUCCAGCCAUUUUGCACCGCCGCUUUACGGAAUAUCAGGUCCGUCUCAUUCGGCCUCGUCCAGCCGAUCCAACAGCAGUGAAUGGAAGAGCCAGCGAACGUUAUCGCCUAGUCCGGAGCGUUCUGAAGCCAGGCACAGCACGAGGAAAGGUCAAUCAGCUGCCGAUAAGUGCGCCCUCCUGCUCAAGCGGAACAGUUCUCCCGCCGGAUCGUCUCCGGCACUGCAGCAUCCGCCACCGGCUCCGCUGCGCUCGCCGGAAUCGCCCGUUAAAUCCAUCACAGUGGUCAAAGCGGCCGGAACGUUUUAUCCAUCGUCUGCGUUUCCGACCAAGAACGAAGAACUCGGUCCUCGUUUGAUGAAUUCAUCACUAACGCCACGCCCUCUUUCACCGGUUAACCUUCGUUCAACCGGUGCCUCGUCGUCGGGUCAUCGGGAAUUGUCGUCUUCUUCGCCCACGCCCAUUACGACGCAGAGUUCCUCCUUAUCGACUCGUAGUUCCUCGUUAUCGCCUUCGUCGUCGUCGUCUGUUUCGCCUUCGCCGUCAGCCAAUCACAGCGCGGCUGCCACCACCUCCCCGCCAACGCCGGCCAUUCUUACGGAAAAGCCUCAGGCGUACGGACCAGACCACUCAUGCGGGCGGCCAUUUUGCAAACUGAAACGCAGAGAACAUUACCACUGCGCCGUCUGCAAUCAGGCUUUCUCGGAAAUCGAUAAAUUGAAGCCGCACGUUCUUAAACAUUGCACGGGAGCACUGAGUCCCACGUUGAACCAAUGGAGCGGCAACAGUGGACCAGGCCCAUUGCCGACCGAUGUUGCAUCGAUAGGCGCUGGAGCUUCCGAUCGAGUUAAUCAAACGGCCAAUUGCAAAGACAUGGACGCCAAGAAGGAAGAGCUCUCGCGAAUGGCGUUGUUUAACAAUGCCACCGGAUUAGGGACGUCGUCGCUUCCACAAUCGGAGGCAGAACUGCGCGAUCUGGCGUCGAGAUCUUCGGCAGCCCUUCACGCCCUCAGUUUCAUGUCGCCAAUGGGUGGGCCCUUUGGUCUCGGCUCUCCCAGUCAGCUAACUGGCAAUCCGUCUUCGUUUCACUCGCCUGGUAUGCAUCAGACCAUUUACGCUGGAUCAGGUUUAAUGUUGAACAACCCGAUGGGAACGACUGCUGCUUUCAACCGACCCAUGAGUCCAGGUAAAACGGCGUCGCAGGGACACAAGAGGCCGUCCUCGUCACCUAUCGAUCAUUCGAUGCUGAGCCCCGAGGCCAAGAAGAUGCGAUUCCCAAGCAACAUGCGACUUCUGAAAGACGAGCCCGUUCCAGACGGCUACGUUCGGUUCAGGUUCAACGAAGAUUGUCAGUAUUCACAAUGCGGUUACAGAGAACACCAGACCCAUUUUCACUGCAUGCGUCCAGAUUGCGGUUACAGUUUCUGUGACAAGACUCGCUUCGUGCAGCACACUGCCCGUCACGAGAGAUUGGACACGUUGAUGGGAGGUGAUUUCCAGCAAUACCGAGCCAACGUCGGAUGCGGACGUACCGGCUGUCUCUACACGGCCAGCCUUGGCACGGUGCAGAAUAAAGCCUCGCAUUUUCAUUGUCUCAAAUGUGAUUUUGUCUGCACGGAUACCAACAAAGUGGUGGCUCAUCGUCGCCAGCACCAGAAAACAGACUCGAUCCUUGCAGCCGGAUUCGAGAAAUUCACGCCUUCGCAAAACUGUCGCGUCGACAGCUGCCCGCACUCUAACAAGCAAACGCACUACCACUGCCUCAAAUGCUGCUACGCCGUUCUCGGUUUAGCCCAAAUGUCAGCCCACAAGUAUCGCCAUCUCGAAUCAGCAUCCUCGUGAGCGUGCGGAACCGACCUUUUGAGGUCAUUCAUCGAACCGUUUGUUAAGGUAUCGAUGAUCGAAAUAUUGGAGAAACAAUUGAGCUGGCGAUCGAUCGCCCACAGCCAAACAUCAUCCUACAACAGUAUAUACAUAAAAUAAGAUUUCAAAUUCUAUCGUUGAGGUAGGGCGUAGAAUAUAUUUCCAAUUAGAAAUUAGGUUUCUAAAAAAAAAAAAACAUGUCACGACAAGCAUUUCCAUGCGACUCAAAGUUUUACGUAAUUUUCUAGUUUACACUUCCUCGUAAGCGAAGGCCCGCUUGCCCCAUGCCAAUUGUAUCCAAUUCGACCUCAUGCGCCGGAUCGCUCCGAAAUAUUCGCUUUCCAAUUUUAGAGUCCACUUUUUGUUUUCUUUUGAUUCGAGUAUAAUCAACGCCUAGUUCUCUAUUAGUAUUCAAAAAAAAAAAAAUAAAUAAAUAAAUAAAAAUAAACAAAAAAUUAAAUGAGACUAGAAAUUCGAGGCAAACCAAUUAAAUGUUGGUUGGAACUAGACAAGGACGGAAUUAACAUUCACGGGAAGGGCCACAGAUCAAUGCGUGAUUUUGCUGUUGUUGUAACAAUGGGGUGAAUUAUUGCGAUGAAAUGGGAAUGUGAUUCCUCUAACGUGGUUAGCUCAUUUUUUAAACCUUCACGCUUCUCAUUGGGAAUGAAAAAAAAAUUAAAUUUUGAUUACCGACCAGAUAAAGUAAAAAAGAAUAAGCAAAUCGAAUUUUUUUGUUUUUCGUCAGGUAUGCGGUGAAACCGUCUGAUGUUUACCAGAUAAAAAUUGGUCACUCGAAAAUUGUACGUAGGUCGUAAAAUAGUCUUUCAUGGAAAUGGCAUUUUUUGUUUCUUUCUGAAAAACAAAAACAAAAUUGAAAUCUUUCGGAUGCGGCAUUGCCGCGUUGAAAGUCCCACAUUUAUUCUUGAGAAAACAUCUGUCCUAAUUUUGUUCUUCUUCUUCUUCUUUUUUUUUUUUUUUUAAUCGUACAGUACGUGUUUAUUUAUUGAUAUUUUGUGUUGGGGGUUAGUUCUUGUUUUAUCGAUAUAAUUGAGUUGAUCUUUUAUACUCAAGUGCCAUAAUGACGAGGACGAGUUAAGAGAUAAGAAAAAAGACAAAUUGGUUCAAUCAAUUUGAAAUGGAACAGUGCCAGUAAUAUGAAGAUUGUCGGUCUUCGCAGCAACACACGGUGUUUCGCUGUGGUCAAAGCGGUGCCUAUUCUCCUUCCUUUUUUAUUUUGUUUCCUCCUCCCCCCUCACCAUUGCCAACAAACUGUGCCCAUUAUAUAGUUGAUAGCUUUAUGACUUGUGGAUAGUUGUGAUCUUUUUUAUUUAAAGAAACCGAGAAACAGGUUGAUCUGUGCCAUCAUGAUACGUAGACCAGGCUCACUCUUCAAUUCUAUUGUCAAACCAACGUAAAAACAUAUUUGCCCGGUGUCUUUUUUAUAGCUGGAAUAUCCAUUAUUUCGUCUAGUUUUUCGUAAGUUCAAACGUUUAUUAAGUCUCGAAAAGUAAUUUCUCUCUUUCAUUUUGCUCCUUUUUUUUUUGUCUUUAAACAAAGAUGUUUUCGUUAUUGCCGGAUAUGGCCGCCACGCGCGCCUUUUGGCAUCGUAGUUUGUCUGUGUAAUUCAAGUGCUUUAAGAAUCACUUGCCCCGUGCCUGAUUAUAUAGUAUUGUGCAUGUUAGCGGUCAGAAAAAAAAACGAGCCAAACCCAAUUUUGAAUUUUUGCCACUUCGGGAUGGGCUAAAAGAUCCCAAACAUCAGGAAGGAAAAAAAAAGAAAUUGUGGAACAUUUUUUGUUUGUUUUGUUUGAGAGCCUUGAUAAGAGUUUCCUGGGACCAAACAAAUCGGCUGCAACGUCGUAUCGUUUACUCCCGACCGUGCGUGACAGGCACUUGCUUUCCGGUCUGAAAAGAAAAAAAAAUAUUCAAAGUGGUCUAAGAGCACGUGCCUUAAUGUAAGGAACUGAUUGCCAACAUGCGCAGGUUGGAAUGCGAAACUGGUGUACUGUUACUUCCCACCUUUGACUUUUUGCUGCUCGCCGACAUUUGUGCUCCUUUGUUAUUUCUAUUGGCGAGAAUGGCCAUCGCUUAUGUCGCGCGGAUGCGUCACUACGUAAUAAAAAAAAAAAUGCCUGUCUAACUUGGAUGUCAUGAUGAUGAGAAAUGCAUACGUAUGUCUCUUUCCUUCUGUGAAAUACACGCUUGAGGAAGUUUGUCUCAGUAAUAAAAAAUGUUUUGAUCACGUGUUUCUAUUGUCUUUCGAAAUUUCAAAUACAAUUUCGAGAUAAUUAAA
This is a messenger RNA of Daphnia carinata, 8210 nucleotides long. Its product is annotated as zinc finger protein castor homolog 1-like. The transcript is spliced from 19 exons. Gene Ontology annotation, cellular component: nucleus. Gene Ontology annotation, biological process: regulation of neuron differentiation; positive regulation of transcription by RNA polymerase II. The record is from RefSeq and is a predicted model, not a curated record. Gene Ontology annotation, molecular function: RNA polymerase II transcription regulatory region sequence-specific DNA binding; DNA-binding transcription factor activity, RNA polymerase II-specific. The coding region runs from base 642 to 5897 and encodes 1751 amino acids. Lineage: Eukaryota; Metazoa; Arthropoda; Branchiopoda; Diplostraca; Daphniidae.